AUGUUCAAUCUGAGGCCUCGACUGCCGCUGCCGCCAAAGGGCCCCAAGAUCACCCACAAGGUCUACUUCGACAUCAAGCAUGGCGAUGAGGAUCUUGGCCGUGUCGUCCUGGGUCUGUAUGGCAAGACCGUCCCCAAGACCACCGAGAACUUCCGUGCCCUCGCCACCGGCGAGAAGGGCUUCGGAUAUGAGGGCUCCGCCUUCCACCGUGUCAUCAAGAACUUCAUGAUCCAGGGUGGUGACUUCACCAAGGGAGACGGCACUGGUGGCAAGUCGAUCUACGGCGACCGCUUCCCUGACGAGAACUUCAAGCUCAAGCACACCAAGAAGGGUCUCCUGUCCAUGGCCAACGCUGGAAAGGACACCAACGGCUCUCAGUUCUUCAUCACCACCGCCAUCACUGGCUGGUUGGACGGCAAGCACGUUGUCUUCGGCGAGGUCCUCGAGGGCUACGAUAUUGUCGAGAAGAUCGAGAAUGUCGAGAAGAACCCUGGCGACAAGCCCAAGGAGACGGUGAAGAUCGCCAAGAGCGGGGAGCUGCCUGUGCCCGAAGAAGAGCCAAUCUACGGAAGCGCCGACUGGGCUGCCGGUUUCACUGCGGGAGAGCCGGCCGAGGAGAUCCAGCAAGAAGUUCAGGACCAGGCAAGCGGCUCUGCUGACUAUGGCGAGUGGUCUUACGUUCAGAAAGGCGCCAUCUUUGCAGUUAUCGUCGGCUGCGUUGCUCUGUAUGUGCGAAUUUCGAGGAAGAGGGACCCAAGAGGUGCCGGCUAUGAGAAGACCUUGGCGUAA
Molecule: messenger RNA, 789 nt
Organism: Diaporthe citri
Lineage: Eukaryota; Fungi; Ascomycota; Sordariomycetes; Diaporthales; Diaporthaceae
Exons: 5
Coding region: 1-789 (262 amino acids)
Biological process (GO): protein folding; protein peptidyl-prolyl isomerization
Cellular component (GO): fungal-type vacuole; endoplasmic reticulum
Molecular function (GO): peptidyl-prolyl cis-trans isomerase activity
Source: RefSeq, a predicted model, not a curated record